Messenger RNA from Carlito syrichta (Philippine tarsier), 1413 nucleotides. RefSeq names its product Rh blood group CcEe antigens (gene RHCE). Gene Ontology annotation, cellular component: plasma membrane. Lineage: Eukaryota; Metazoa; Chordata; Mammalia; Primates; Tarsiidae. Gene Ontology annotation, biological process: ammonium transmembrane transport; ammonium homeostasis. The coding region runs from base 1 to 1248 and encodes 415 amino acids. The transcript is spliced from 10 exons. The record is from RefSeq and is a predicted model, not a curated record. Gene Ontology annotation, molecular function: ammonium channel activity.
AUGGGCUCUAAGUAUCCACGGUCUGUCCGGGGCUGCCUGCCCCUGUGUGCCUUAACACUGGAGGCGGCUCUCAUUCUCGCCUUCUUUUUCACCUCCUAUGACCCUUUCGCGAAGGAUCGGAAGCUCAUGAGUCUUUAUGGAGUCUUCCAGGAUGUCACCGUGAUGGCAGCCCUUGGCUUGGGCUUUCUCACCUCGUCUUUGCGGAGACACGGCUGGAGCAGUGUGGCCUUCAGCCUCUUCAUGCUGGCCCUCGGGGUGCAGUGGGCAGUCCUGCUGGAUGUUUUCCUGAGCAAGUUAUUUCCUGGGAAGAUGGUCAUCAAACUCUACAGUGUUCAGCUGGCCUCCUUGAGUGCUACGUCGGUGCUGAUCUCAGCGUGUGCCGUCCUGGGGAAGGCCAACCUCGUGCAGCUGAUGGUGAUGGUGCUGGUGGAGGUGACAGCCUUUGGCACCAUGCGGAUGAUCAGCUUGCUCGUCCUCCAGGCAGAUGACCGCAUGAGUGUGAUGCACAUCCAUGUGUUUGCAGCCUAUUUUGGACUGAUGGUGGCCUGGUGCCUCUCAAGACCUCUGCCCAAGGGAACGAAGGAGAAAGAUAAGACAGCGACAAGCCCCAGUUUGUUUGCCAUGCUGGGGACCCUCUUCUUGUGGAUGUUCUGGCCAAGUUUCAACUCUGCUCUGCUGGACAACGAAAAAGAAAGGAAAAAUGCUGUGUUCAACACCUACUAUGCCCUGGCAGUCAGCGCAGUGACAGCCACCUCAGUGUCGGCCUUGACUCACCCUCAAGGAAAGAUCAACAUGACUCACAUUCACAAUGCGAUCCUGGCAGGAGGCGUGGCCGUGGGUGCCUCCUGUCACCUGAUCCUUUGGCCUUUCCUGGCCAUGGUGCUGGGCCUUGUAGCUGGGCUGAUCUCCAUUGGAGGAGCCAAGUGCCUGCCGGUGUGUUUCAAUCACGUGCUGGGGACACAUGACACCAGCGGCGUGCACUACACCUUUGGCCUGCCAGGCCUGCUUGGAGGGAUCGUCUACAUCGUGCUGGUGAUGCUGCAGGUCACCUGGACCAAGAAUUCCAUGAUUGGCUACCGGGUGCUGAUUGACACCGGGGCACUCAGCUUGGCUAUGGCGAUGGGUCUGGUAUCCGGUCUCCUGACAGGUUUGCUUCUAAAUCUCAAAAUAUGGAAAGCACCCCAUGUGGCUAAAUAUUUUGAUGAUCAAGCUUUCUGGGAGUUUCCUCACUUGGCUGUUGGAUUUUAAGCAAAAGCAUCCAAGAAAAACAAGGACUGUGGAAAACAGGAUGACCUCCCCUCGCUGUUACCUACCUUCGUAUGUGACAAAUGCUCGUUACAGCAAAGCCUCCUCAUGUACAGUUGAAAUAAGGUCAGGGACAGAUUCGAUAUUUAAAAAUAAAAGACACAAACU